AUGGCCAGGGGGCAAUGCCCAGCAGGUUGGACUGAGUUUCAGUCAAGGUGCUUCCUGUUUUCGAGUAAAAAGAAACCAUGGAUUCAAGCAGAGAAACACUGCCUCAAGUUGGGUGGAAACCUGGCCUCUGUGCAUAGCCCUCAAGAGUACCACCUCAUACAGAAAUUCACUACUGAAAAUGCCUGGAUUGGGGGCCAUGAUGCUGUGGAGGAAGGACAGUGGCUGUGGAGUGAUGGAUCUCCAUUUCUCUACACUAAAUGGACACCUCGACAGCCUGAUAAUCAUAACGAAGAAGACUGUCUCUGUAUUAACUACAAAGGUAAGCACUACAUGGAGUGA
Megalops cyprinoides (Indo-Pacific tarpon) is the source of this 339-nucleotide messenger RNA. Its product is annotated as galactose-specific lectin nattectin-like. Lineage: Eukaryota; Metazoa; Chordata; Actinopteri; Elopiformes; Megalopidae. The transcript has 4 exons. Bases 1 to 339 code for a protein of 112 amino acids. The record is from RefSeq and is a predicted model, not a curated record.